Chenopodium quinoa (quinoa) is the source of this 636-nucleotide messenger RNA. RefSeq lists its product as uncharacterized. NCBI's taxonomy places the organism in Eukaryota, Viridiplantae, Streptophyta, Magnoliopsida, Caryophyllales, Amaranthaceae. The record is from RefSeq and is a predicted model, not a curated record. The coding region runs from base 36 to 356 and encodes 106 amino acids. The transcript has 3 exons.
AUUUUCCCUUAAUAUCACUCAAAUUGGAGGGAAAAAUGGCUUUCUACAAAUCCAACAGAAAUGUAGUAGCCAUUCUUUUCAUCCUAGUUUUAGUGCAAAUCAUGGUUGAUAAAACUGAAGCUGAUUGUGCCGAUAACGGUGAACCUUGUGCACAUUUUUUAGGAAUUACUGAUUGUUGUGUGGGAUAUAGGUGUAGCAAAGGUGCUGGUUACAAAUGUGUACGAGACCCGAGUCAACACUGCUUAGAUGAGGGGAGAAAGUGUCAUGUAUUUUCCAGUUGCUGUGGAAAAAACCAGUGUACACCACAAAGACCAACUCAACUCUUUACAGGUCGUUGUGUACCACCAAAAUAUUGAUUUAAAAUAUCACAAGGAAGGUUCUUUGAGUUUGAUACAUUGUCUAUUAAGAUGCUUCUUCCUAAUUAAUCAUUAUAAACUCGGUUUAAUUCUUUCCCAAAUGGAAGUAUAAUUAUGCAAGCUAAUAAAAUUUAUAUUUUUGAUAAAAUUUUGUAUUUACUUUAUUCAUUUUUCUCUUUACACAUGACAAUAUUCAAAUUUAUCUUAUUUCAUUAGAAUACUUUGUUGUUCAAAAAAAUUAAUAUUUCAUUAGAAUAUUGGUUUUGUUAAUGAGAUGUAU